GUCGCUUUUGAUCAAAUUGUGUAUAAACCCGCUGGGGCAGCUGACCGGGUCGUUAUCACGUUCGCUUGUGUUUUCAAUCGACUGAUUCAAAUUUCCAGUAUUUAUUUGAAGAUUCAUCAGUAUGGCGAGCCUACUGGAUCUAUGUGAGCAGUACUUCGGCGCCCGUAACUUUUACGACGUGUUGAAAAUACCGAAGACUGCAAACGACAAGCAAGUUAAAAAGGCUUAUCACAAACUAUCGUUGCUUGUGCAUCCGGAUCGUGUCGAGGAAGACGUCAAGGCGGAGGCUACGGAGAAAUUCAAGGUUCUCGGUAGGAUACAUUCCAUCCUCAGUGACAACGAUAAGCGCAAGAUUUACGAUGAGUCCGGCGAGUAUGACGAGGAAAGCGAGGAGGUCAUAAUGCGCAAUUGGGCAGAUUAUUGGCGGUCAUUGUUUAAGGAAAUCACUGUCGAAGAUAUUAAUAAUUAUGAGAAGAAUUACAAGGGAUCAGAGACUGAGAUCAAAGAUCUCAAGAGAGCAUACACAGACAGUGAAGGGGAUAUGGAUUAUAUUUUGGAAGCUGUUCCAUUCACAAAUUGUGACGAAGAACCCAGACUGCAUGCUAUAAUUGAAGAUCUGAUAAAGAGAGGUGAAGUUCCAGAAUAUACAGCAUUUACUAAUGAAAAUGAUAAGAAAAAGCAGCGCAGGAGAAGAAAGUGGGCCAAGGAAGCGGCGGAAGCCGAGCGCCUGGAGAAGAUGUUGAAGAUCGAGAACGAGGAAAACGCAGCUGCAAACGAUCUCGCGCUAGUGAUACAGAAUCGCAACAAGGCACGCGCCAAUCAGUCGGAUAGUUUCUUCGACUCUCUGAUCGACAAAUAUGCCAAGAAGACCGAAAAACCGACUAAGAAGAAAGCUUCGCCUUCAAAGAUUACGAAGAAGACCAAAAAGAAGACGUAGAGAGAUAAACGGCUGUGCCGGAACUGCUGCGCGUCCGCUCCGCAUCUUCGAAAGUUUCAUCCUCUCGUUAACAUUAAAUCGCAAAGCACGGACUCGCUAUAGAUUUGCGUAAUGUGGACGGUUGUGUUUAGUUUUUAUAUAAGUUCUAAAUGCUGAUCAAAGCGUUGAUCGAAUGGACUAACAAUGCAUGGUCCAAUAUAAAUGUCGUCAAUUAAUCGCGCGUAAUGCAAAUUAAACCGCUGUAUCGAAUUAAACAUUUUCUCAUAAGUAUGCACAACGGCGUAGAAUUAUUGUACACUUUAUAUAAAAAACAAAUGCCGUAUUUGAGUUUUAUAAUAUAAAUGAUACCUUCGAGAAACCAA
Molecule: messenger RNA, 1299 nt
Organism: Solenopsis invicta (red fire ant)
Lineage: Eukaryota; Metazoa; Arthropoda; Insecta; Hymenoptera; Formicidae
Product: J domain-containing protein CG6693
Exons: 4
Coding region: 122-937 (271 amino acids)
Cellular component (GO): cytoplasm; nucleus
Molecular function (GO): heat shock protein binding
Source: RefSeq, a predicted model, not a curated record